AUGUCACUACCUCUAUCCAAACGCUUCCGGAUGGACGUACCAGUCUCUGACGCUGAGAGUGAGGCGAGCACAUUGCCUGUCAUCACCCGUUCGAAAUAUUGGUUUAAAGACGGGAACGUCGUCCUUCAAGCGGAGGAGACGCAGUUCCGGGUGCAUCAGUCGAUGCUCGCCCAUCAUUCGCGCGUGUUCAAUGACUUGUUUGGGAUACCGCAGCCAGAAGUCAGCCAGGACCCGAUGGUGGAUGGUUGCCCUCUUGUGCCGCUCUCGGACACGGCGGCGGAUGUUCGGCAGAUUAUGGCUAUUUUCUACGAUAAUAUCAGCUUCCUGGACCUUCGGAAUUCGAUGCAAGUUGACCAAAUCAGCGCGAUGCUGCGAAUGGGGAAGAAGUACGAAAUCGAUUACUUGAUGAACGAAGCUUUACAACGUCUGCGCUGCAAUUACCCCACCACACUAGCGGUCUGGGACGAAUCCUUCGACUCCUCCAACCCGAACCCAAUUGAAGACGUCAACGAUUCGGUCCUAAAUGCGGGCAUCAUCUCCUUGGGCCACGAACACUCCAUUUUCACAAUCCUGCCUUCGGCUUACUUCCAUUACACCACAAAAACAUCGCCGGAAGCGAUAGUCUCCGGUGAAGACGAUGACUUCCUCAUCUCACCCGAAAGGCCUGCUGUCCUGUACGAGCUCAAGAAUGUAUUUUGGUCAAUGGACGACGGCGUUAUCACCGACUUGGCCCCGUGGGUCCCGAAUGAGACGAUCUCGGUGAAGUUGUGCGCAUCGUGCUUGGCGAGUGUGAAGGCGUGUUUCGAGGAGGCACGACAGCAGCUCUGGCAGGAGUUGCCGGCCUUCUUUGGGUUUGCAAAGUGGGAGGAUCUUAGGGAUUUUGACAGCUAA
This is a messenger RNA of Cyclocybe aegerita, 891 nucleotides long. NCBI's taxonomy places the organism in Eukaryota, Fungi, Basidiomycota, Agaricomycetes, Agaricales, Hemipholiotaceae. The record is from the annotation of a GenBank genome assembly.